AUGGAAACUGAAGCCGCUGGCUGCUAUGCUGAAGCGAAAUUAGAUAAUGCAGGGAUUUCAAGCAAUCUGAACCAGGUCUAUCAUUCUACUCAUUUGUCUAAGCCACGACUUGAAAGUGGCAAACCUUUAUUGGACUCGAAAAAUGCCAAUACGGCCUCUACCGAGAACCCUACUCACUCUUUAGAAAGUGAGGUAGCGGUUCCUCAAAAUAUUGACGGUGCGGAAUCGAAAGAGGUUGUUCAAAAUCCGCACAAUGACUGUGUAGAUGAUGCACAAAUGCAUCCUGCUGAUAUUAUUAAUCCCAUUAGUGAUUAUGCGCAAGUGUCUUCUCAAUCGUUGGAAUUCAAGUCUUUAGAUGCCAAUGUUAAGGCUUCGGAAUUACAUAAAGAAUUCGAAUGCGUAAAUAAUCAUCAAGUGGGGAUCUCAACUUCAGAAAGAGAGAAUGAAAGUAAAGUCUGUGACUCACCUUGGCAAACCAGUGUGUAUCAAGGUGACCAAAAAGUAAUACACAAUAGUUCUGAAGAACAGGAAACUAAUGGUUCUACUUCAUUGGAUGAUCAAGUCUGCUUAAACGCUCCCCAUCCCGUGAAUUUACAGUCCCUUGGCUGUGAAGGUGGCACUGCUGAUUCUACACAAGGCCCUGUCUCUAGAGAAGAAUCUAACUGUUCUAGUUCAUCAACAACAGAAAACAAGGCAGACAUCCAUUCUCACUCAGAUAAUUCUACUUCCAUUCUUGCUUCUUCAACCGACAAAGUCAAUGAGGAGGAUGAUUCGUCUUCCAACUUUUUCUCCAUUGGAGGAAUGGAAGACCCAAACAAAGUUUCCGUCCUCCAAGCCAAAGUUGAGGAUUUGACGAAAAAGUUGCUGCGGUCUCAGGAACAAAUGGAAUCUCUUUUGGAGGAGAAACAGCGGUGGCUAACGAAUCGCCAGCAGCAAUCUCAGCCAUACGCCAAGCACAAGACUAGUGUCUCAUCAGACACCGCUGCCAUUGUGGUCAAAUUUGCCCAGUCAGAACGGCAGCGGAUGAAAGCCGAGGCCAAAGUGGAAGAGCUUGAAGCCACUAUUGCUCGUUUGAGGACAGAAAACAUUCCCAGUUCCGACUCGGCUAUCCCAACCAAACAAUCGGGAUCUAUUGAGGAGUUCAGUAAGGCUCUCGCAGAGGCUCGGGAACGGGCGGAGCAUUUACGCCACGCGCUGCGACAGGAGGAGGCACGAGUGGGUGACCUCGGCGCACAGUUGGCCACCACUCGCGAGGCGCAUCGCAACGAACAGAAACGCGCCGCCGGACAGGCAGAAGUGAUAAGUAAACUCAACCGCGACAUCGACUCCCUCAAACGACAGCUCAAAGAUGCAAACAAAGUGCGAGAGCGAGAGGCCAAGCGGCUGUGCGAUGAGAUGGCUCUUCGUGAGACCACGGAGAAGUACAACAAGGCUCUCUCCGAAGUGGCAGCUCUUCAGGAACGCGUCACGCAACUGGAGGAGGUGCAAAAGUCCAAGCUGGAUUUGGAGGGCAAAUACGAGGCCUUGCAGAAGGCUCACGACAGCCUCCUAUCGGUGCGCGAGGAGAUGGCGAGUUGUGUGGAGCGCGAAACGCAACUGUCGGAGUUCACGCGGCGCCUGACAGAGCGCAACGCGGGCCUGCAGACGGCGCACCUGGCGACACAGGCGCGGCUGGAAGCGAGCGAGCGCGCCGUGGGCGAAGCGAGCCGCGCCGCCAAGGAGGCCACCGACCUUCUUCACGCCCUUGAGCAGCGGGCUCGGACCGAACGUACCCAGGCCGCCAAUACCAUCGCUAGCCUUGAGGCGAAAAUAUCUGGAUUGAGACAAUCUGAGGAAGCACUAAAGGUGGAGUUGACUCGUGAGCAAGUAGAGAAGGCGUCGCUCAAACGCAAGCAGCAUGCUCUGGAUCGCGAGCUGGCACGUCUGAUGGCCCAGCAGCGCAAGCUCUCGCAUCAGGUAUCGACGAGUGGGCCACCGUAUCAAGACGCCACCUUGGAUAGGUCACUCACCGACUCAAACCUCAGCCUCUCCGCGCCCAACAAUACCACCUCAGUGACGUCGGAUCCUUUGAAGCCCUCACCCUCGCCUCCAGUGCUUGGAGACGCGCUGCUUGUGGCUUCCAAAAAUGGUGAAAUGGCUGCAACUCAUGUGGUCUCAGUGGCGAGAGAAGUGGCUGAGGAUAAUAUCAGGACGCCUGACCUCGAGGUGCAAACUCUGGAGCCGAACCGGGUGCUCUUGCUGAACAAGAUCGACCGCCUCCAGCGCACCAACGUGCGUCUUAUGGAGAAAAUUGACUUCAUGCAUGAGCACAUUGACCAACUGACGCAGGAGCUGCAGAAAAAGUCGCAGAUUUUACAACACUGUUUGACGCGAGAGUCAGACAACGAGGGUGCGGCGGUGCCGUCGGCAGUAGACGCGAACAAGCGGCAGCGCAUGCGUCGCGGCGGUACCCUCAUGGCGGCGAUAUUUGCAGGCGAGGGCGAUACCACCUCCUCCGACCUCCGCACCUCUCUGCAACUCAAUCAAAAACUCCAGUCGGUGCUCGAGGACACGCUCUACAAGAACCUCACUCUUAAGGAAAACGUCGAUACUCUUGCAGACGAAGUUGCAACACUGAAACGAGCCAAUAAAGAGCUUAAAAGCCUCGUGUCAACCCGAUCGGGCCAAUUAACAGCCGGUCCUCAUCGGUGA
This is a messenger RNA of Echinococcus granulosus, 2691 nucleotides long. RefSeq lists its product as hypothetical. Bases 1 to 2691 code for a protein of 896 amino acids. The transcript is spliced from 9 exons. Gene Ontology annotation, cellular component: trans-Golgi network. Lineage: Eukaryota; Metazoa; Platyhelminthes; Cestoda; Cyclophyllidea; Taeniidae. Gene Ontology annotation, molecular function: small GTPase binding. The record is from RefSeq and is a predicted model, not a curated record. Gene Ontology annotation, biological process: vesicle cytoskeletal trafficking.